Messenger RNA from Neurospora tetrasperma FGSC 2508, 306 nucleotides. RefSeq lists its product as uncharacterized. The transcript has a single exon. Gene Ontology annotation, cellular component: nucleosome. Bases 1 to 306 code for a protein of 101 amino acids. Gene Ontology annotation, biological process: nucleosome assembly. NCBI's taxonomy places the organism in Eukaryota, Fungi, Ascomycota, Sordariomycetes, Sordariales, Sordariaceae. The record is from RefSeq and is a predicted model, not a curated record. Gene Ontology annotation, molecular function: DNA binding; structural constituent of chromatin.
AUGAACCUUUUCCCGUCUCCGAGCGAGCGAGGGAGAACUUUAUAUCAAAUUCCAACAUUGAAGGGGAGUUUUUUUUCACUGCUUGGGCUGUUGGAGAACGAGGUAAAGAAGAAGAAGAAGAAGAAGAAGAAGAAGAAGAAGAAGAAGAAGAAGAAGAAGAAGAAGAAGAAGAAGAAGAAGAAGAAGAAGAAGAAGAAGAAGAAGAAGAAGAAGAAGAAGAAGAAGAAGAAGAAGAAGAAGAAGAAGAAGAAGAAGAAGAAGAAGAAGAAGAAGAAGAAGAAGAAUGAGAAAUCAACAUGCCGCUGA